Spirometra erinaceieuropaei is the source of this 4073-nucleotide messenger RNA. The record is from the annotation of a GenBank genome assembly. NCBI's taxonomy places the organism in Eukaryota, Metazoa, Platyhelminthes, Cestoda, Diphyllobothriidea, Diphyllobothriidae.
AUGGAUCCAGACAGCUCUAAAGCGACCACUGGUCUGCCAUUGCAGUCCAUCAAGAUGCGGGAUAUGAUUAUUGUGCGACGGCGCUUGUCCAAGGAACUAGCACUACGGAGGACAACGCUGUCGAGGAGUCUAUCGAGGAGCCCUAGACGUCAGCCCAACCAACGAGGAAUCGUGCCCCGCCCGACCAGUGUUGAAGGCAUGGAUGGCGUUGCACCCGGAGCGGCCACCUCAGCAGCCGCCAGCCGACAACAGAAACAAUGUAACUUCGAUAUUUCUGCCAUCAGUCCGAUUAUCGUGAAGCAGGCCAAGGAAAGGGUUGAGGAAGCAAUUAAAGUAAGCAGAAUUCUUUAAGCAGGAUUCACGUGAAUGCAUUAGGUAAACAACAUCGUCAGUAGAUGUGUAUUUACUGUGUUUAAUGGCGAAUACUUGUAAGGAGCAAGCCCAUAGCUAGUGGAAAUCGAUGAAUAACCAAGUAAUACUAGUCAUGCUUUUUUUAAUCACAAACUCUCAUAUGGCGUAACAAAAAAUCUACUGGUUUGCGUUCAGUUGCCUCAGCUCCAGUAGAUUAUCAGCAAGCGGUUCAUUGCUGUCAACUUUUACAGUUCUCUAAUAUUGGUCGUUCAGCCAUUCAUUGCAUUGAAAAUAUAAUUUCUGUUGUUGGACAGUGAGGUUCCAGUAGUAGUUCUUUAUAACUUUAUUUUAACUAGCUCCUAUCAUGCGACUUUUUAUGGGAUAGGCAGCUUCUCUUUAAUUGGUCGCAACACUGUACUGGUCUUACGCAGGGAGUACAGUAACGGUUUGGGUCGCGCCGUCUAAGGUUAUGCUCAUACAAGUGAGCUAGGGAAAGGAAAUCAAGACAAACAAAUAGGUUGUAUAGGCUUAUUUACCAUUUUGAACUUAGUACUCGGUUAGUGUGGUCCACAGCAAUUGUAUCCUCCCGUCUGAUUUUAAAAUAAUGAAGUAAAAUAUGCCUUGCAAUCGCACUGUUAAACCAUCUUAGCACUGCGCUUUAUGCAACCUGUGACUCUCACAAACAGAAGUAUCCGUGUAACAACAGCUGCGGGCUUAUUCCAUGGAAUAAAUUUAUCAGAUAUUUUGAAGGCCUCGGAUAAUAUGAACAAAUUCAAUGGUUUGCACUACUAAAAACCAAACUGUGUUAUAUCGCUGCACUUAAAAUACGGAAAGGACAUAGAUAUAGAAGAAAAGCGCCUUCUACACUUAUUAUCGGACGCUGUGCGACUCUCUGCGAGUACUUUACCUUGGCCCGAAGAUCCAACAGGAUUACGAACGCACCUCUAACGUAUAUGUGUAUAUCUGCGUAAUUGAAUUGUGUUCACAAAUCGGACCGCGAGACAUGCUUGUCUCGUAGUUAUUUGAGGCUCAGCCUAGAGUUCACGAAAGCAGUCGCAUGGCGACCACCAAUUUAUGCCAAAAGGAGCAUCUAGAAGGGAAUGGGGGAUUGGAAUGGCCAUCUCCGGCUUGCAACUUAUCACCACUCACCCACACUCUACUAGGGGCUUGGAGCACCUAGGAUUCCAACACGGGAUCUCUGGUCAUUGGGCCUAGUGCUCCGCGAUUUAGUCACGACUCCACUGUCCUGUCGGUUUCGAUCGGGAAUAUCAACUAUGUUGGAAAACUUGUCUAUAAUCCGACCAGUUUAUGCAUAUGCAACCAUAGUUGACAGGAAGGUCGAGCAAGGGCUAGAAUAGUGACAAAAAUACAAAAAGAUCGAGCCAAUCGUGGUUUGAUUGUCCACUAAAUGAGAGCGGAAAUCAUAACUAGCCUUAGCAACCAUGCUCUCUCACCGGAUUACCCCCUUCGGGUCUAGACCGUAUUUGAAAUCAGUGUACAAAUCAAAUUUGUGUGUCCGGUAGUUACUUCAGCAUCGGCCACUGAUAACAAAGUGCCUUUCGCCGUGCCCCACCGAAGUAACCGUGACGACAGAGCAGACCGAUAUACUCUAAAUGAUGGCAGGCACAUGUUACGUAUGACAUCUGCCGACAUGACCAUAUGGAGCACAUUGCCUAAAAGUAAGAAUAAGCGCUUGCUCAAGAAGGUUUUCUUCUGCCACACUCAACGCUUUCUUAGUCAACCACCGCGUCCCCUGCACAAAAAUCGCUAGUCACCAUUGCAGAACCUGUCAUUUUAUAUAAAGGUAUUCUUCUUUAGAACAAGAUUUAAACACAUUGACUUAAGAUUAUAGGAAGCUGAAUGUGUGUAUUAAAUUCCUGGUAAGGCAGAUCCUGGAACAAUGCUUGCAUGGGUUAAGGUCAUGUCGAAGAAAAAUUAGGCUGGAUUUUAAUCAAGUAUUGGCUUACAGAACCCGCGCCUUGUCGCGCCCGCUUCGAAUAUACCUCAGCUUUGCACUCAUGCGACAAGGUCAGAGCAAAUAAAAAUACAGUGUAACAAAAGUCUUUCAAUUUGAAUGGUAUGCUGGACAAUUCAUGUAAGGGUUAUUCGUAUAACAAUCAGAGCACCUCUUCUGAUUUUCUGUGAAUCAAUGCAUUUGGAAUUAUUAAAACUGACCAACGGACUAUUUGCGAAAUACACCACAAUUAAUUUCUCUUCAAAGCGUAGUUAAUCCAGGAGACAAGAUUUUGUCGCAUGUUUCCUCUAAAAGUCAAUAUCAAGGCACAUCCAAAAGCAUUGCAAAGCAAAGUUCGAAGACCUAGCACACCUCUUGGUAUAAAAAGCCGAUUUCCACAAGUUAGACGAGUUUCUGUCACCAUUGACACUCGUUGUCGACUCCGGACAGAUAAGAAACGAGGGCUUUAAAACAGCGUAUAAUUUUCGGAAAGACAUCUAUGAUGGAAGCUAAGAAGUACUCAAGGAAACGAACUACUGAGGGGAACCUAAAUUUUCUCUUGAAGUUCUCUUUACAAUUUUCCAAUAAAUUUACCUUGCUUUAGUAGAUAAUAGGCAGUGGCGUUCCCGAAACUGGACUAGGAGGACCGAGCAAAGUGGAACAAUGUGCCCUGAACAUCUUAAUAGACAGGCCAGUUGGUCAGAAUCAGUAACUUUUCUCGGUGUAUGCUGGGAGCAUUGCGUAAUAUACGACAGUGGUUUAUAGGGCUGCCAGCAUACUACUAUUAAAAGUCUAGAUAAAUAGUUCGUCGAUGUUUUUGCUACUGAAUAACGGAAAUGCAAAAUGUUCUGUUCCUCAUUGUGUCCCCCUCAUCGCUUAAAAGUUAAAAUUGCAAGUGACGGAGGGUCUUUUCAUGGCAGAUUAUUGGGUAUUCGCAAAUUACAAGAAAGUAUCAACGCGUUAAAACAAAGAAUUGCUUGUUGUUAUUAUGACUGCACUUUGGGACACAAAAUCACAGCAUAGGAAAUUCGACAUGCAAAAAUCUAUUAAACGUCUUGUUUUUUUAAAUAAUCAUUUUGUCCGCCGUCUCUGGGUUAAUCGAAGAGAAAAAUCAAUCUUCAAGUGCAACAGGUCUGUUUGGUGAAACUCUCGAUGUUAGAUUGCUCUAUUCUAAAAGAAAAAUAAGCUCAGAUACGCAAGCAAAGUCUAGGACAGCUAUUAAUAUAGGAAAUUGUCCGAAUAUAGGGUGACGCAGAUUUCUGCUUAAAUUUAUGGACUUUUUGACUGGCUUAAUAAGCGGCAUCUUCCGCAUGCUUAAAACAUAUUUUCCGGAUCGGGCUAAACGAAUAAGUGAAAUUCACAACACUUAAGUUACUUAAAAUGGAUGAUUUCAAUUCCCAUCAGCACGAUUCAAGAGGUAGAUCAUAUACUGUGUAAAUAGAAAGUUUGUUGAUGUACUAACAUGUUAGACACGGAUAGCUAUUUCCCGAUCGAUGACUCCCGUGACCCGUAACGUGGUUUUAACUUCCGAAAACAGAAAAACAAGAUAUUUGCGGUCAUUGGUCCCUAUCAUCAUAUACGAGAAGGCCUCAAACGUCGGGGGUGGGUAGAAAAAUUCUACAAAGCGACCAUUAACCUCAACGGAGGCGCAAAACCGCGACUGACUUCUCGCAGCGCAGAAACACCGAACUGUCUUUCAGAUGAUGCCGACGGUGAUGGAAAUGACGACGACCAGACUGACUUUAUAAUGCCCGAACCGGGUAAGUAG